UGAAAUAUAUCAUUUCGGAAUGAUCAAUAAAGACUGAAAUUCAAUCAAUCUCCUUUCAUCAGAUUCAAUAAGCUGUUUUCAACGUAGUUAUUUUUCGUUUUGUUGCAGGAUGGAUUUUAAUUCGUCUAUUACACCAGGCUUUUGUCCGGAUUGCGGCUCUAUAUUACCUCUGUUACGAAUGACCGGAAAUGUGACCUGCUAUAAUUGCCACAAAAGCUACAAUGAAGCAGUUUUUGGAACCAUGGAAGUAGGAUACACAAUUCAGUUCAAUUCGUACGAGAACAAAAAAUCAGAUCAGCAAGAUAAUCCCAAUAGCGGUGUUGAUGAAGCCGAUGGACCAGUUGUGUCACGACGAUGCCCAAAAUGCAGCAACGAUAAGAUGUCAUAUGCGACCCUACAACUCCGAUCAGCUGAUGAGGGGCAGACAGUUUUCUUCACAUGUACCAAAUGCAAAUUCAAAGAGUCGGAAAACUCAUAACUGUCAUAUUCAUAAAAUGAUGAAUUGACAUAUUGCCGGAUGAACAGAGAUGUGAAAAAUGUAAAUACUGAAUAUCACAUGCAUUAUGGACGCAAAAAUUUGCCUCAGACACAGAUUGUCACAAUAAAUUCGUUAGAAAAAUA
Messenger RNA from Malaya genurostris, 621 nucleotides. RefSeq names its product DNA-directed RNA polymerase I subunit RPA12 (gene RpI12). The record is from RefSeq and is a predicted model, not a curated record. Gene Ontology annotation, biological process: termination of RNA polymerase I transcription; DNA-templated transcription. Lineage: Eukaryota; Metazoa; Arthropoda; Insecta; Diptera; Culicidae. Gene Ontology annotation, cellular component: RNA polymerase I complex. The transcript is spliced from 3 exons. Bases 110 to 478 code for a protein of 122 amino acids. Gene Ontology annotation, molecular function: zinc ion binding; nucleic acid binding; DNA-directed RNA polymerase activity.